Molecule: messenger RNA, 2207 nt
Organism: Cololabis saira (Pacific saury)
Lineage: Eukaryota; Metazoa; Chordata; Actinopteri; Beloniformes; Belonidae
Gene: gpr161b
Product: G protein-coupled receptor 161a
Exons: 6
Coding region: 237-1808 (523 amino acids)
Biological process (GO): G protein-coupled receptor signaling pathway
Cellular component (GO): membrane; recycling endosome
Molecular function (GO): G protein-coupled receptor activity
Source: RefSeq, a predicted model, not a curated record
AGGAGGAGGACGCCAUUGCAGCCGGCUGCCUCAGAUUCGUCCCGACAGCGAUACUUUAAAGUUAUUAUCCGUGUUGUUUCUCCCCCGUUUCCGUCCUCCGGGGUUCCAGUGAGGAGUAACCCCGGCCGGAUGGAGGUUUCUCCUCCGGGCAGCAGCGCAGACAUGCGGAGCCGCGCUGCCGAGCAGACCCAGUCUCCUGCCGUCGCAUCACCCGUCCGGUGGCCCCGUCUGUCACCAUGAACGCCAGCAGGAACUGCACCCUGGUGGGGAAUGGCGAGGGCCUGGCCGCCCUGGAGUCGGUCUCCAUCGUGACCAUCACGCUCCUCGCCGGCCUGGGGAACCUGCUGAUCGUGGCGACCCUCUAUCGCAGGCCGUACCUGCUCACGCCCAGCAACAAGUUCGUGUUCAGCCUGACGGCGUCCAACAUGCUGCUGUCGGUGCUGGUGCUGCCGUUCGUGGCCGUGAGCUCAGCCAAGAGGGAGUGGGUGUUCGGGGUGGUGUGGUGCAACUUCACCGCCCUGCUCUACCUCCUCAUCAGCUCGGCCAGCAUGCUCACCCUCGGCGCUAUUGCAAUUGACAGGUACUACGCCGUGCUGUACCCGAUGAUCUACCCCAUGAAGAUCACGGGCAACCGUGCCGUGGUGGUCAUCGCCUACGUGUGGCUGCACUCGCUGGUCGGCUGCCUCCCUCCUCUCUUCGGAUGGUCCUCCUUCGAGUUCGACUGCUUCAAGUGGACGUGCGUAGCCGCCUGGCACCGGGAGCCGGGCUACACGGCCUUCUGGGUGGCCUGGUGCGUCCUCCCGCCACUCUUCAUCAUGCUGGCCUGCUACGGCGUCAUCUUCCGCGUCGCCCGCAUGAAAGCCCGCAAAGUCCACUGCGGGACGGUCAUCGUGGCCCAGGACGAGUCGGCGGGAUCUCAGAAGAACGGACGCAAGAACUCGAGCACCUCGACGUCGUCGAACGGCAGCCGGCGGAGCCUGGUGUACGCGGGGAGCCAGUGCAAGGCCCUGGUCACCAUCCUGGUGGUGAUCGGCACCUUCCUGGUGACGUGGGGGCCGUACGCCGGGGUGGUGUGCACCGAGGCCCUGUGGGGCCAGGGCAGCGUGUCCCAGGGGCUGGAGACCCUGGUGGCGUGGCUGUCCUUCUGCAGCGCCGUGUGCCACCCGCUCAUCUACGGCCUGUGGAAUAAGACUGUGAGGAAGGAGCUGCUGGGGAUGUGCUUCGGGGACCGGUACUACAGAGAGUCCUUCGCCACGCGGCACAGAACGUCCCGUCUCUUCAGCAUCUCCAACAGAAUUACAGACUUGGGCAUGUCCCCACACCUGACCGCCAUGCUGGCCGGUGGAGGACAUCUGCUGGCCCCGGGGAGCAGCACAGGAGACACCGGCUUCAGCUUCACUCAGGACUCAGGCACAGAUGUAAUGCUGCUGGAUUACUCCUCCGCAGACGUGUCCUCUCCCCCACUGAAUCAUGGGAAUCCGUCCGGGAAGAGGAGGAGCUCGGUCACCUUUGAAGACCAGGUGGAGCAAUCCAAAGCUGAAAACGCGUCAUCCAUCCAAGUCCACGCAGACGUCCACAAGUCUCUCGACACGUUUGCGUCCUGCUUGGCGAAAGCCAUCGAGAACGACGCCAAGCUCACGCUGUUCGGGGAGAGUCUGGCGAUGCAGGCGGUGCUGUCUGCGACCAGGGCGGCGCAGAGACCCCGGUACCUGGACGGCCAGAGACUGAGGCUGGAGAGCAUCGAUGAAGGGAUCGUCAAGGACGACAGAGAGGAGGAAGAGGUGGACGUGGAGGACAAACCUGUCUGAACACAGCAGCUCCUUUCACAAAACAUUUUUGUCCGAGGCCUCGCGGGUCUCUGCGGUACCGCUGAAGAAGUCUGAACUUCCUACAUACGUCUGUACUUGAAAUUAUUAGAAGAGGCACAUUACUCAUUCCACAAGGUUGGACCAGGUAAACAUUUGUAUAAUUUAUGUAAUCAUAGGAAACCUAAACUACUGUUACCUAAAUUGUUGGGUUGUUUUUAUAUGUUUUUUAUUUUAUUAUUAUCGUAUAUUUUCUAAUCAACAUCCUGCAUUGGUGCUGUCACGUGAAAAUUAUACAUCUUUUUUAUUUUGUCUUUUAAAGACUCAAUAUUCCAUCUCUCUUCCUAAAAAUCCUGUUUCAUUGAGAAAAGUAGGUUUCAUGUGUAGGCACAUUUUUGAAGG